UUAGACUUGAUCCAAUUGAAGUAAGCGCAUGAUCAUGUCCAGUGACAAGAUAAUAUCACCAUCGGCCUCCUCGAUGUCGAAGCUAACCAUAUCAGAUACUUCCAAACUAGGUUUCGGAUACAAUCCAUCGAUAGGACCAUCAUCAAACGCUAUCAAUUCUGAGAGUCUGAAUAUAUUAGUGAAUAAAAAAACCAUAAGCUUAACGAGUGUAUCACAUAAUUCGAUAUAUGACCGUAACGUGAAUAAUAAGAAGGUUGCAGAGAUUAAUUUAUCAUCAUUAUCGUUUCUAUUUUGCGAAAUAGUUAAUUGGAGUCAUAAAAAUUCCAAAGGUAUCCAAGAUUUGGAGACAAGAUUAAAUGGGUUAGGCUAUCAAGUUGGUCAACGGUUCUUAGAAUUGGUCAAACUAAGAGAAGGAUUGAAAUAUAGUAAAAGAGAAAUAAGAAUAAUUGAAGUGUUACAAUUUAUUCAUGGAUCUUUUUGGAGAUCUAUUUUCGGUAAAACUGCUAAUGAACUAGAAAAAUCUCAAGAUUUGAAUGAUGAAUAUAUGAUUACUGAUAAUGUUCCAUUACUAUCGCGAUUCAUUAGUAUUCCCAAAGAUUAUGGUAAUUUGAAUUGUUCGGCCUACAUUGCUGGUAUAAUAGAAGGUGCUCUAGAUUCUUCUGGUUUCCAUGCGACCGUCACUGCCCACUCCGUUCCAACCAACGAGUAUCCAUUAAGGACUGUUUUCUUAAUCAAGUUUGACCAACAAUUACUACUUAGGGAAGAAUUACGAUUCAACUAAUGCAUAUAUAUAUACAUAAUCAUAUAUAUAAACCAUCCAAGAUCAAGUAAAAAAAAAU
Messenger RNA from Hyphopichia burtonii NRRL Y-1933, 839 nucleotides. Its product is annotated as TRAPP subunit. Lineage: Eukaryota; Fungi; Ascomycota; Pichiomycetes; Serinales; Debaryomycetaceae. The record is from RefSeq and is a predicted model, not a curated record. The coding region runs from base 35 to 781 and encodes 248 amino acids. The transcript has a single exon. Gene Ontology annotation, biological process: endoplasmic reticulum to Golgi vesicle-mediated transport. Gene Ontology annotation, cellular component: TRAPPII protein complex; TRAPPI protein complex; TRAPPIII protein complex.